AUGGAUUAUUUUAGUGAAGAUGUGAUGAGUUCUAGCGAGUUGCUUCAAGCUCACUCUCUUUUGUGGAGUAACUCAGUACAUAUUGUUAGGAAUUUGUCAUUGAAGUGCGUCAUUGAACUAGGAAUACCAGAUAUCAUCCAUAAACAUGGCCAACCCAUUACUCUUUCCAAACUCAUCUCUGCACUUCCUAUCCAUCCUUCAAAAGCUCAUUGCAUUUAUCGCAUUAUGCGCAUUCUUGUUCACUCCGGUUUCUUUUCAGCCCUAAAAGUUAACGGAGAAGAAGAAGAAUCACUCUCUCUCACAAACGUUUCCCGGCUUCUCUUAAGCGACGGGCCAGCUUCCAUCAAAAUGACAUCAUUUUUUCUUUUUCACCUUCUUCCCGAAGUGGCGGCUCCGUGGUACUCCUUGAGCACUUGGUUACAGCACAGUGAUGGCACAACAUUCGAGCACGGAAAUGGGAAGAACUUUUGGGAUUGUCUCGCUGAUGAGCCAAAACAUAUUCAUCUCUUUAACGAGGCAAUGGCUAAUGACUCCCAGCUAAUUGCCAAGGUCAUUCUAACUGAAUAUAAGAAUGUGUUCGAGGGUUUGGAGACUUUGGUCGAUGUUGGAGGAGGAAACAUGUUCACUGAUACUAUACCUCCUACGGAUGGAAUUUUGCUCAAGUGGAUACUGCAUGAUUGGAAUGAUGAAGAUAGUGUGAGCAUUCUGAAGAGAUGUAGAGAAGCAAUUUUGAGAAAUGGUAAAGGAGGAAAAGUUAUAGUUAUUGAAAUGGUGAUUGAGAACCAGAAUACGAAUGAAAUAACUGGAAUACAAUUGUCCUAUGACGUGAUGAUGAUGGGCAGCUUCUUCGGCAAAGAGCGUAACUUAGUGGAAUGGGAGAAGCUCUUCUUCGAGGCUGGAUUCAGUCACUAUAAAAUCAAUGCAAAAAUGGGAGCAAGGUCUCUCAUUGAGCUUUACCCUUGA
Molecule: messenger RNA, 963 nt
Organism: Morus notabilis
Lineage: Eukaryota; Viridiplantae; Streptophyta; Magnoliopsida; Rosales; Moraceae
Product: trans-resveratrol di-O-methyltransferase
Exons: 3
Coding region: 1-963 (320 amino acids)
Biological process (GO): methylation
Molecular function (GO): O-methyltransferase activity; S-adenosylmethionine-dependent methyltransferase activity; protein dimerization activity
Source: RefSeq, a predicted model, not a curated record